CCGGCCCGGCCCAGCCCAGCCCGCGGCUCGGCCCUAGGGAGCGAUGGCGGCCUCGGUGUUCUGCUGCCUGCGCUGGUGCGGGGACGGCGGCGCCGGGCACAUGCCGCUGAAGGAGAUGCCCGCGGUGCAGCUGGACACGCAGCACAUGGGAACAGAUGUCGUCAUUGUCAAAAAUGGCAGAAGAAUAUGUGGCACGGGGGGUUGCCUAGCCAAUGCACCUUUGCAUCAGAACAAGAGCUAUUUUGAGUUUAAAAUCCAAUCUACAGGGGUUUGGGGUAUUGGAGUUGCAACCCAGAAAGCAAAUUUGAAUCAAAUUCCACUUGGUCGAGAUGUGCAUAGUUUAGUGCUGAGAAAUGAUGGAGCUCUCUACCACAACAACGAGGAGAAGAACAGGCUGCCAGCAAACAGCCUUCCACAAGAGGGUGACAUUGUGGGUAUUACAUAUGACCAUGUAGAAUUAAAUGUAUAUUUAAAUGGAAAGAAUAUGCAUUGUCCAGCUUCAGGAAUCAGAGGGACUGUCUAUCCUGUAGUAUAUGUUGAUGACAGUGCCAUCUUGGAUUGUCAGUUCAGCGAAUUUUAUCACACUCCUCCAACAGGGUUUGAAAAAAUACUCUUUGAGCAGCAAAUCUUCUGAACGUCUUCAUACUGAAAACUUGCACCCCUACACUGUUACAAAGCCUUUGCCAUCUUAAAUAAAGCUUCACAUUUACCUAUAGGAAACACGUGUAUUUUUUAGUAAAGUACUUGUGACUGUUGUCUGAAGAACCAAAAUGUUAACUGCAACACCAGAAAAUUGUGUUACAAAUGGUAGAUUUUGACAACCAUUUUGUGAUGUGAAAAUCAGUGUUUUGGGGCAGUUUUUUCUGAUUUGUAUUUGAUGUAAAUGGAAACUAAAGGGUAUAAUUGCCACAGUAUUAAAUGAACUUUUGUUUUCAAUUUGAGCUUUAUAAAGGAAAUAGUUCAUAUACGUGAUAGUAUGUUUCCGUAAAGUUACAGGGGUAGAUAGUUCUCAUUGUGAUUUUUCCUAUUCCUUCCCACUCAGAAGUUAUGUACCUUAUAAAAAGAGAGCACUGUGCUAAUAGUCUGUUUGGAUUGCAGUGUCGUUGUUCUGCACAAUGACUAAUGAUACGAUUGGCAGCUAAAUUUUGUUUUUUCUUUUGAAACAUGUACCCUACCAAUUUCUAGUUGUUAAACAGCUAAUAUUCCUAUUGAGUUUAUAUAAAUCUCAUAGCUUUUCAUUUGCUUUAAGUGUGACAGAAUACUUGUUAGUAACAGUCAAAGUAUUAUUUUGUUGUAUGUAAAAAAAGCAAACCCAAACACCAGAUGUAUUUAUAAAGCUCAUUAAGCUGUGUUACUCUGGUGGCAGAAUAGGUACAGAUUGUUUAACUGUGAUGUACACAAUGGCAGGGAAGGUAUGUUGGAUAUUACGAUGAAUCUUUAUGUCUAAACUGUAAAUCAGAUUGUUCUUUAUGGAAUAUUUUAUUUAAAUGUUUUUUUCUGGAUCCAGUAAUAAAAUGAAUAAUGAUUAACAUGCUAUUCUGAAAUGUGAUUCCGAUAACUAUAAAAGAUCAGGUGAUUCUUUUCUUGUCAUGUAUGCAGUCUGCUUUCUAGUCAUAUUUUUUUGCAAAGAAAACCUUUUUGUAUAACCUGAUGUGUUUUUAAGAACUUUUAGUAAGAUUUUUUUUGGCUGUCCAUGGACUAACGCAUUUAUAUGAUGAGUGACUGCUGUGAUGCCUUUAAAUUUUUGAGGUUCUUUUAUUCUGAACUUUUCAAAUACAGUUGAUUUUCUCUGA
Molecule: messenger RNA, 1793 nt
Organism: Gopherus flavomarginatus (Mexican gopher tortoise)
Lineage: Eukaryota; Metazoa; Chordata; Testudines; Testudinidae
Gene: SPRYD7
Product: SPRY domain containing 7
Exons: 5
Coding region: 44-634 (196 amino acids)
Molecular function (GO): protein binding
Source: RefSeq, a predicted model, not a curated record